Molecule: messenger RNA, 532 nt
Organism: Fragaria vesca subsp. vesca
Lineage: Eukaryota; Viridiplantae; Streptophyta; Magnoliopsida; Rosales; Rosaceae
Exons: 2
Coding region: 159-503 (114 amino acids)
Source: RefSeq, a predicted model, not a curated record
CUCUGUAAAAAGAUUCCCUUUCCCCUUCUCCCACAUCCCCCACAACAGUUGAGCUUUUGUCUCCAACCCAAAACAAGAGGAAGAUAUUAUUCCAAACCAAACAGUUUCACAAGUACUACUGCUAGCUAUAGCUUGUUAGCUACCUCCUUGUUAUAAACAUGGCUGCAGAAUAUUCCUGCUCUUCAUCUUCAUCUUCUUCUUCUUCUUCUUCUUCCUCAAACCUAAGAAUCACAGUUGAGAAAAACCCUUCUGAGUCUCGCUUAUCUGAACUCGACAUCAAGUGCUGGCCCAAAUGGGGUUGUUCUCCUGGGAAGUACCAGCUGAAGUUUGAUGCAGAGGAGACGUGUUACUUGCUCAAGGGAAGAGUGAAGGCAUACCCGAAAGGAUCAUCGGAGUUCGUCGAGUUCGGAGCCGGCGACCUGGUUACGAUCCCGAAGGGACUGAGUUGCACUUGGGAUGUAUCAAUUGCUGUUGAUAAACAUUAUAAAUUCGAAUCAUCUUGAAUAUAUAUUAGUAUGCAAUUAAUCUUCAU